AGAUCCCCUUUCAACAUCUCCCUAAAAUCUACCUCCAUCCAUCUAUCCUCCGUGCCUGUAUCACUUCAUCCUGCUCCUCCCAGUCUCUGUCUCGCCCUCUCUAUUCUCUCUCUCCACCCCUGCCCCCCCUCCCCGACCCUGAUGCCUAAGAACAGCAAGGUGACGCAGAGCGAGCAGAGCCAUGAACACGUCACAGAAUCGGUGGCUGACCUGCUCGCACACGAGGAGCCGCUGGACUACAAGAACAGCUCCCUGAACGUCGGAGGGGCCGCUGGGAAAAAAGUCCCUCAGAUAGAGGUGCCCGAGAAUGACGGACGUCCCGCAUGGAACAGCAAACUGCAGUACAUCCUGGCCCAGGUGGGCUUCUCUGUAGGCCUGGGGAACGUGUGGCGAUUCCCUUACCUGUGCCAGAAGAACGGAGGAGGUGCCUAUCUGGUUCCCUACUUUAUCCUCCUUCUCAUCAUCGGCAUCCCGCUCUUCUUCUUGGAGCUCGCUGUGGGUCAGAAGAUCAGACGUGGGAGCAUUGGGGUCUGGAACUACGUCUGUCCAAAUCUGGGCGGGGUCGGGGUGUCCAGUCUGAUGGUGUGUGGCUUUGUUGGUCUCUACUAUAACGUUAUCAUCGGCUGGAGCAUCUUUUAUUUCUUCCAGUCCUUUCAGUAUCCUCUUCCAUGGAGCGAAUGUCCAAUCAGAAAGAACGGGACACUGGCCAUCGUGGAGCCUGAGUGUGAAAAAAGCUCGGCCACAACCUAUUUCUGGUACCGUCAGACUCUGAACACCACCAGCACCAUAGCAGAGAGCGGAGGCCUCAACAUCAAAAUGACCCUGUCUCUGCUGGUAGCCUGGAUCAUCGUGUGCCUCGCUGUCAUCAGAGGGAUUGCCUCCUCUGGGAAGGUGAUGUACUUCAGCUCUCUUUUCCCCUACGUGGUGUUGUUUUGUUUCCUGGUCCGGGGUUUGAUGCUGAAAGGAUCAGUGGAUGGUAUCGCUCACAUGUUCACUCCCAAGUUGGAAAAGAUGCUGGAGCCGCAGGUGUGGAGGGAGGCAGCCACCCAGGUUUUCUUCGCCCUGGGUCUGGGGUUCGGUGGGGUCAUAGCCUUCUCCAGUUACAAUAAGAUCGAUAACAACUGUCACUUUGAUGCGGUGCUCGUCUCUGUCAUCAACUUCCUCACCUCCAUUCUGGCCACGCUGGUGGUGUUUGCUGUGCUCGGCUUCAAGGCCAACAUCAUGAAUGAAAAGUGUGUUGUCGAAAAUGCAGAGAAGAUCCUGGGAUACCUCAACUCUAACGUGCUGAGUCAUGACCUCAUACCUCCACAUGUGAACUUCUCCCAUCUCUCCACAUCAGACUACGCAGAGAUAUACGGGGUCAUCAAGACGGUAAAAGAAGACAGCUUUGCUCAGCUGGGUUUGGAGCCUUGUCUCCUGGAGGAUGAGCUCAACAAGGCUGUCCAGGGCACAGGUCUGGCCUUCAUCGCCUUCACUGAAGCCAUGACUCAUUUCCCAGCGUCUCCUUUCUGGUCGGUCAUGUUCUUCUUCAUGCUCAUCAAUCUGGGUCUGGGCAGUAUGAUUGGCACCAUGACUGGCAUCACAACACCUGUGCUUGACACCUACAAAGUCCACAGGGAGCUUUUCACAGUGUGUUGCUGCGUUGUGGCCUUCCUCUGUGGCCUGUUGUUUGUUCAACGCUCGGGGAACUACUAUGUCACCAUGUUUGAUGAUUACUCUGCCGGGCUGCCUCUCACUGUUGUGGUCAUCCUAGAAAAUGUGUCUGUUGCUUGGAUUUACGGCACAAAGAGGUUCAUGCAGGAUCUGGAGGACAUGUUGGGUUUCCGACCAUAUAGGAUAUAUUUCUACCUGUGGAAGUAUGUCUCCCCUCUGUGCCUCAUUGUGCUCAUCUCAGCUACGGUUAUAGAGAUGGCCAUCAGCCCACCAGGAUAUAACGCCUGGAUCGAAGAGCUGGCUCAAGAACGCUUUGAGAGUUACCCUCCUUGGGCAUUGGCCAUGUGCUUUGCCCUCAUCAUAGCGGCCAUGCUUCCUCUGCCAAUCGUCUUCAUCGCCCGUCGUUUCAACUUGAUCUCGGACGGCUCCAACAAGCUGUCCGUCUCCUACCGUAAAAGCAUGAUGAAGGACAUCUCAAACUUGGAGGAACAGGACGAGUCCAGAUUUAUCCUCGGAGCCAAGCCUGGGGAGGCACCAUCAUCAGGGACGGCACAUAAAUCCUACCUGACCCCGGGAGGGAACAAACCCAUACUGGACCCAAACACCUUGUCUCCUAACAGCUGUUACGGCACGAGCUACCAGAACCCCGCCAUCAGCCCCACCACACCAAGUACCCCGCCCACACCUGCCACACCUGAGUCUGACUCUUAACCGCUGUCCUAAGACCCCUCUGUAGCACAUUCUACCUUUCAGCUGGAAAGUCUCCACCAGGGGUCACUGCAGUGCAGAGAAUCCCCUCCACUGCCCUACUGUUACCACAAAAACUGUAUGUAUUCCCCCAUCUCAUGGCAUGCUUCCCACUAUAACACCAUGAACCACUUCGGCAGGAGAGUUCACUUGUAUCAGUAGAUCAACACUAAAAUCAGAGCGAGGCUUGCAUUGACACACUGUAUCUAUUCUGUAUUUACUAUCACAGGGUGUAUGUGCUUCAGAUGAAGUUUGUUUUUCUGCUUUCUUUGCCUUACUUUAAAGGUCCUCAGCAGAAAAAACCCCAGCUAUAAUGCACAUCCCUGUCUGCACAGUACAGAGGAUCAAGGGUGUGGCCCAACUUGUUGAACUGGUUUUCACUCAGUACACUGACACCAAGAGCCAAGAUGAACGUGUUAAAUUAUAUUUAAAGGUUUAAAGCUUGGCAUCCUCCAAUAUUGUACUGUGUGUCAAAUCAGCAGUCUCUCACAAAACAAGUUCAUGUAUUUGAAGUGUCAUGCAGAUCUGAGCUAGAAACACUUGUAGAUUUGUUUUUCACAUGGCUGUGUAUUGUUAUAAACUAUGCUUAAGGCUGCUGAAAAGACAUACAUUAAUGCUCAUUCUGUGUGUAGUCAGUAUUGUUCUGGUUCAGUUAAAAGCAGUGUCAGGUGUAGUAUUAUGAAGAAUAUCAUUUUUGGCCAUUACACACACAUUCUGACGUACACACCACUUUUUCAGUUUCUCCACCAAAGAGCAAUGAGUUUAACAAAACACUUGAAACCUUCAUAUUUAUAACUCUAAAUAUACUGGCUCAUUUAACUAAAAGAAGCUUGUUUUGGUUCGUCAGAGACAGAAAGCACAGCUUGCUGGUGUGAAUUUAAAACACAUGUCCUUGCAACAAAAGCACAAAAAAAUUUUUGCACAAAUUCUGUGCUCAAGUGGGCAACUUCCCCUGAUUAAUGACCAAUCAUUUUGUGAACGUCUAAGCACAUGUGAAAUUAAAACUAUUCCUGCCAUUAAAUAUGUCCCACAAAAAAAAGUAAGCAAUACGUUCUUAUAUUGGAGCACAAACCAGAAUGCACAAGUAUUUUACAAUAAACAUGAAAUCAGCAACGGACCCAAAGAUUUGACAAAGUAAAGGCUCAACGUGUUCUAAAACACAUUCACUCACAUCACUGGUCCUUUAUGAUGAAGAUCUUUGACACCUUGUUGAACUGAUGUUGAACUAGCAGUUGGAUCAGGUAAAGAUGGUUAACUACCUUCAACAUUUUUUCACUCACUGUUUGUGAACAGCUGUGAAAACUGUCUUUAAGUUUAAACUGAGCACAUUCAAGUUUCUGCUACAUGUAAGGUGAUACCUUUAUUUAUUUUUGUACUCACAAUAUUAAAAGACAUGGUGUUAAGAAUUAUAUGGACUAUAUUUAUAUUUCUGUAUAUUUGCAGUGUAUGUAGAUGUGAUGAACAACAAAGAUUUAUCUUUUAAAGAGACCAGUAUAUAUACAUAUUGUAUAUUUUCAUCUUGUGUGAUACUUAUUUAAAUUGUAUAUUUUAAGAAUUUAUAGGCUAUAUUUUGUAGUUUGAGUAGUUCAUUCUUGUGGGAUGAGAAAAUGCUGCUGGGAGGUGGAAUUUAAGUCCUGUGAAGUGUCGUCUUGUAUGAGCUGAUGUUCGGAGACACCCGCUCAUCGGUCUCCUCUUUGGGUUUACUGGUCUACUUGUUUUUAGGCACACUAGCAUCCAACUAGUUACCAUGGACGGUUAAACCGUGGUGUGAACCCUGUGACUUUUUGUUUAGUUAAGUUUGAUGAAAUAUUAUUUUUGUCCAAAAAUAAUUCACAACUCAAAUGUUGACAUUUUAAAAACAUACUAACAUGCUACAUGUAGGCAAGGUUAUCCUAUUCACUCUUAGAAACACAGCAACAUGCUCAUAACUACAUGCUAAAGAUUAGCAUGUUAUUAUAUGUUAUGCAAAGACAAAAUCAUUAGUGUUUAAACAUUUUUUUUUUUUUUUUUAUUUGUUUAUUUUGACAGCCUACUAGGUGUGCCAUAGUUAGCUAUACGCUACUUUACAUCUGUAGUCCCUGCAAUUUGAAGGUUGUGCUAAAAAAGGUUUCUAUAAGACAUCAAAUAGUUCUAGCAUGUAUGUUAAGAUGCUAACAUUAUAGUCAUCACCUAGCUAGCUGAGUGUUGAAAUGAUUUGUUAACGGGUGAAAUCAGACCUUUAACAGUGAAUAACUCUUCUCAGAGUUAGCCUCAUUUUUUUUCAAUCGGUGUUAACACAGGGUUUAAUUCCGACCGAACUGAAAACGUAGCUCAGAGCUCUUUUGCAAACACUUUGUUGAUACAACUGUUGUUCUUUUUGCUAAGUGCAAUAUACAUUUAGACAUUGAACUAUAACUCAGAGAACCACAUGAUUGUUCUCUCGACUCAGCAGUGUGUAAUUACGGUCUAAAUUCUAAGACAUAAAUGCAGCUAAAGCCCACAUCAGCAUAACUGCAGCUGAGACGAUAAUGACUUAGAGCUUUAACUGAAAACUGAGUGCAUUCUCCGUGAGAGAGAAUUCAUCAAGGUCUACUAAGAUAAUGUUUUUGGAGUGUUUUGAAUUCAAUUGAAUUCGACAGAGAAGCUAAUGUAAAAAAUGAGUUUCUGUUUUGGCUAUCACAUUGUUUCCCUCAGAAGUUACCCACUCCCAACUUUUGCAGCCAUUUAAUUUGUUUGCCAUCACGACUUACAAAACAUUACAAGACGUAACUCGUGUUUUUUAUGUAGAAGAAAAUUCACUGAGCAAUGAGUAAGCCCUUUCAUUGAUGCGACACGUUCCCACCCUCACACAAACCAGAUUUUUUUUUUGCCACUUCAGUGGUAGAUCUAAGAAAAGCAUAUUAUUCUCUUCUUUUUAUUAUCAAUUAAACUUUUUUAUGCGUGUUCUAUGUAAAGAGUAUUACAUUCUUGCAGGAGUGCUAGUGUGGCUAAAAACGUCUCAUUCUUGUUUGAUAUCUUGUCUCCUGUUUGUGUGAGAGCCAGGCACUUCCUGCAGAGAGUGCAUGAUGUGUAGAGAUCUCUUUGUUGUCCACACCUGUAAAUAAUCCAAUCAAACUGUUGUCAUGAUAGAGUUUAUCCAUGUGAAGUAUAUCAAUGUAAAAAAAAGAAGUUUAGCAGAAAGUGUAAAAUAGGUUAUAAUGAAUGUGACAAAUGCACUUUUUUCACUAGGACGGCAAAAUUGUUAGCAUUUUGCUGUCCUUAUAGCAGUACAUUUCAAGGUCUGUGUAUAAGCAAUAUCAAGUUAUUAAACUUCUAAAUAAUUUAGGCUAAAAGAAGGGUGACACAUUAUUGUCAGUUCUUAGCAAUGAUUAGAAACUUCCCCUCGUAGCCAAGGGGACUCCUCUUACAAAGUGCUGGAGUCUGUGUGCUUAUGUAAAUAGACCAAAGUGUGUUUGUGCUUGUGUGUGUGUAUUGGUGUGUGUGUGUGUGUGUGUAAUCCAUAUUCCUUCAUCUUACCUGUGAAUGCAGGGCCUUACUGAGCACAUGUUACGAGCACUGUCUGUACAGGAGUCACAUUUAGUCUUUUUCUUCUGUAGGUACUCUUGCUGACGUUCCUGAGUCAUAGUAUGAUUGUAUGAGAGUGACAAAUUGUUGUAAAAAUUGUGAACAUCACCAAAAAUAUUAAUAAUAAAGAGUGGAUAAGCUGCUGUUGGAUUUG
Molecule: messenger RNA, 6097 nt
Organism: Labrus bergylta (ballan wrasse)
Lineage: Eukaryota; Metazoa; Chordata; Actinopteri; Labriformes; Labridae
Product: sodium-dependent neutral amino acid transporter SLC6A17
Biological process (GO): proline transport; L-leucine transport; glycine transport
Cellular component (GO): synaptic vesicle; plasma membrane
Source: RefSeq, a predicted model, not a curated record